GGCAACGACUAAAUAUUGGUGCCUUGCGUCCCACUCCUGUUGCGAAACUUCUAUUUUUCUUCCAGGAAAAAAAAUUUCAUUCUUAUUUACCUUCCAUCUCACCCUCCUUCGCUUUUCUAUAUACACCCAAGAAAUUGAAAGCCUCGCCAGAAUGGAAACGCCUCGGAUAGAGCUAGUCCGCCUAACCAAAGAGCACGCGCUCGGCUAUUUUUCCGUCUGGUCGGAUCCCCACACCACCCGAUGGAGCUGCAACGGCCCAUGCAAAACCCUCCAGGACGCCGAGGACUGGAUGGCAAGUCUGUUACCAGAUGAGAAUCCCACGGGAGAAAACUACGCCAUCCUCAUUCGUCGCGACCUCGAUCAAGCAACAAUCGACAGCUUCAAGCCCGAGACAGAAAUCGACGAUACUGAUUCAGUGUUCAAACCCGGAGGGUUUAUCGGAUGGAUAGGCACCUGGCGAUCGGAACCUUUAUCCGAGGUGGGGUUCGUCCUGCAUAGGUCGACCUGGGGGUUGGGUUUUGCGACUGAAGCUAUGAAGGCGUUUACUUCGUUGUUCUGGCGGCUGAAACCGAACGUUGAGUAUUUGGCCGCGUUUUCUGAUACGGAGAAUGUGGCUUCGAUCCGUGUGUUGACCAAGUGUGGGUUUCGGUGGGUUGGGGUUGAGUUUGGGGAAUACGAGUUGGAGUGGAUGGUACCCCAAAAACGUGAUACUUCGCAAUAUCGGCUGUAUAGAGGUGUGAAUGAUGGCAUCAACUCCUCAAGGCGAUGAGAGCUUAUUGGGAUAGCUUCAUGGCCCUUUUCAGAUGCUAUUUGCCCCAUUUUUCGAAGAAAGGAUGGAAUGGGACUUGUAUUUAAGCAAAUAACAACAUGAUCCGGAUUGGGAGAAAAUUUUAUCAAUCGACCAGUGCAUUA
Molecule: messenger RNA, 912 nt
Organism: Aspergillus heteromorphus CBS 117.55
Lineage: Eukaryota; Fungi; Ascomycota; Eurotiomycetes; Eurotiales; Aspergillaceae
Product: GNAT family N-acetyltransferase
Exons: 1
Coding region: 152-769 (205 amino acids)
Molecular function (GO): acyltransferase activity, transferring groups other than amino-acyl groups
Source: RefSeq, a predicted model, not a curated record